CGAGGUGCCAUCCGCCACCUUCUUCACCGCGCUGCUCUCGCUGCUAGUGUCUGGGCCCCGCCUGUUCCUGCUGCAGCCGCCUCUGGCGCCCUCGGGCCUCUCGCUGCGGUCCGAGGCCCUGCGCAACUGGCAAGUUUGUACUUGGAGUGAUUCCAGCAAAUAAUGAAGUACUCUUGAGAUGAUGCAGCCUUACAGAGAUGGCCUGAGGUAUAAGCCACUAUGGAAGGAGAGGUCAGGAUUACAGCCGAGGAGACUGGCACAAAGAUUUAAAUGACACCCACUCAAUCCACCCUGAAGCUGUUAACAAUUAAUUAACCCUCACACUGCCCGGUGAGAUAGCUAGUCACAGACUUGCUCCAGGUCCGGGAAAGAGCAAGGAUUGGAUGUUCACAGCUCUACUUUGAGUCUUGGGUCCUUCACUGUUGCCUCCCCCCCUGCCUGUCGUGGCUCCUGGGUGAUUUGCACUGGCACCGACAGCCAGCUACUCCCCCUUUCUGAGUUUACAGGCUGGUGACGUACAUCUUUGUCUAUGAGAAUCCGGUCUCCCUGCUCUGCGGUGCUAUCAUCAUCUGGCGCUUUGCUGGCAAUUUCGAGAGAACGGUGGGCACCGUCCGCCACUGCUUCUUCACCGUGAUCUUCGCCAUCUUCUCUGCCAUCAUCUUCCUGUCGUUUGAAGCUGUGUCAUCGCUGUCGAAGCUGGGGGAGGUGGAGGAUGCCAGAGGUUUCACCCCAGUGGCUUUUGCCAUGCUAGGGGUCAACUCUGUCCGCUCUCGGAUGAGGAGGGCCCUGGUCUUUGGCAUGGUUGUGCCCUCGAUGCUGGUGCCAUGGCUCCUGCUGUGUGCCUCCUGGCUCAUUCCCCAGACGUCCUUCCUCAGUAAUGUCUGUGGACUUGGAAUUGGGCUAACAUAUGGCCUCACCUACUGCUAUUCCAUCGACCUGUCGGAGCGAGUGGCACUGAAGCUCGACCAGAAGUUCCCCUUCAGCCUGAUGAGGAGGAUCUCGGUGUUCAAGUACAUCUCAGGCUCUUCAGCCGAAAGAAGGGCAGCCCACAGCCGGAAGCUAAACCCCGUGCCCGGCUCCUACCCCACGCAGAGUGGCCACCCUCACCUGUCUCCGAACCACCCUGUCGCCCAGAUGCAGCAUGCCAGUGGCCAGAAACUAGCCGCCUGGCCGGCUUGUGCUCCUGGCCACAUGCCCAGCCUGCCUCCGUACCAGCCUGCUUCUGGCCUGUGUUACGUACAGAACCAUUUUGGUACAACUCCCAACCCCUCCGGCAUCUACCCAGCUUCCGCGGGUGCCUCCUUGGGGGUCCAGCCCCCUGCCCCCCUCAACUGCCCUGGCACGGUGUAUUCUGGGGCCCUGGCCACCCCAAUGGCUGCAGGCUCCAAGGAGUGCUCAAGGGUCCUGAUACCCUGACAGAGAAUUUCUAGGGAAGUCCUCUCACAUCUUGGCUUUCUGAAGAAGGUCCUCUCUGAGCAGAGCUAAGAUCUUCUUGACAAAAAAUUAUUUAUCGAACACCUCUAUGUGCCAGGCUCUGUGUCGAGUAUUUUGAUAUAUAUCCCUACUUCAGUCCCAUUGAUCCUCAUGACAGCUUUGUGAAGUGCAGUUUACUGUCCCCAGUUUACAGACGCAGAGGGCCGGAUGCGCUGUGAUGAAGUCACUUCGUUCUGUAGCGGCACAGCUGUGCUGCUUGGCUCCGGGCCCAGGCUCCUCCCACCUGCCUUCCUGCCUCCCAGAGAACACCCUGGAGAAGAGCGCACGGGGUGGUCGGGGGCUGCUGGGGGCCCGUUCUAGCUCUGCGUUUCCUUCCUGUCUUCGUGUGUGGUGCUCUUGGUUUCUAGUGUCCGUGCGUCUGUGUCUGCCCUUCGGGAGCCCAGCCUGUGUGCUCGGCAGUCCUGGGGCCCAUGUAGUGUUGCUCCCCUACGGUGACCCCCCCACCUAGCCUUCUGCCCUGGAGUGGUGAGGCGGGCCAUUGUGAACUGCAGCAGCAUGCUGGUGGGUCCGUAGUGUUGAUUACCUUUGUAUAAAGAAACUGCGUCCAACCUGC
Molecule: messenger RNA, 2047 nt
Organism: Ailuropoda melanoleuca (giant panda)
Lineage: Eukaryota; Metazoa; Chordata; Mammalia; Carnivora; Ursidae
Gene: RHBDD2
Product: rhomboid domain containing 2
Exons: 7
Coding region: 745-1416 (223 amino acids)
Cellular component (GO): membrane
Molecular function (GO): serine-type endopeptidase activity
Source: RefSeq, a predicted model, not a curated record